GGGGGAAAGUUGAGUUGGGAGAAGUUGGGAGCGGCGGGGACGCGCCCCGAAGUGGGCUCCGGGGGCAAUCGCCGGGCGCCGGAAGACCGGGAGGGACCCCGAGACCUCCCCUGGGGGGGCACCCAGCCUCGAGCCCGCGGGUUAUGCCUCCGCCUUGUCUUGAAAGCCGCAGUGACAGUGAGAAAGGCUAAGAUUUGGCCAUGAGCAGCGGUCCCCGGCGCCCCGCAACGGGCGCAGAUUCCUCUGUCUUGCAGCCAGAGUCCGAGAGCUUGGGCCCACCGGCACCUGGCUUCCCUGUGCCCGAGGAGGAGGAGGACCUUGAGCUGCAUCGGACCCUUGGCGUGGAGCGAUUUGAGGAGAUUCUGCAGGAAGCAGGGUCCCGGGGUGGCGAGGAGCCAGGACGGAGCUAUGGGGAGGAAGACUUUGAAUACCACCGUCAGUCAUCGCAUCACAUCCAUCACCCGCUGUCCACCCACCUGCCCCCGGACACCCGGCGCCGCAAGACACCCCAGGGUCCCGGAAGAAAGCCUCGACGUCGCCCUGGGGCCUCCCCCACCGGGGAGACCCCCACCAUUGAGGAGGGAGAGGAAGAUGAGGAGGAGAACAGUGAGGCUGAGGGGGCAAGGUCACUCCCUCAACUGUCACCCACCUCCACUCUCGCCGCAUCAUCAGUGCAGUUCUUUCUCCAAGAAGAUGAAGGCGCUGACCGCAAGGCGGGAAGGACCAGCCCAUCUCCUCCUCCACCAAUGCCCCACCAGGAGAUGGGGUACCAGGCUGCCAGGGGGCCCCAGGCCGGAGCCACAGUGGAGGAGGUGGCAGCAGUGGCCAGCCCAGCUGCAGGAGGGGACGAUGGGGGUGCCUCUGGCCGGCCCCUGAGCAAGGCACAGCCAGGGCACCGCAGCUACAACCUGCAGGAGCGGCGGCGCAUUGGCAGCAUGACAGGGGCCGAGCAGGCACUGCUGCCCCAGGUCCCCACGGAUGAGAGCGAGGCUCAGACACUGGCCACGGCUGACCUGGACCUGAUGAAGAGUCACCGGUUUGAGGAUGUCCCUGGGGUACGGCGGCACUUGGUUCGGAAGAAUGCCAAAGGACCUGCACUCGGUGGCCGGGAAGGGCGUGACCCAGGUCCCACGCCGCGGUCCCGGCCCCGGGCCCCCCACAAACCCCACGAGGUGUUUGUGGAGCUCAAUGAGCUGCUCCUAGACAAAAACCAAGAGCCCCAGUGGCGAGAAACUGCGCGCUGGAUCAAGUUUGAGGAGGACGUAGAGGAGGAGACUGAGCGCUGGGGGAAGCCACAUGUGGCUUCGCUCUCCUUCCGCAGCUUGCUGGAGCUCCGCCGGACACUGGCCCAUGGGGCUGUGCUCUUGGACCUGGACCAGCAGACCCUGCCUGGGGUGGCCCACCAGGUGGUAGAGCAGAUGGUCAUCUCUGACCAGAUCAAGGCCGAAGACAGGGCCAAUGUGCUGCGGGCGCUGUUACUCAAGCACAGCCACCCUAGCGACGAAAAGGACUUCUCCUUCCCUCGAAACAUCUCAGCCGGCUCCCUGGGCUCCCUGCUGGGCCACCACCAUGGCCAGGGUGCUGAGGGUGAUCCCCACGUCACUGAACCCCUCAUUGGAGGGAUACCUGAGGCCCGGAUAGAGGUGGAGAGAGAGCGUGAACUGCCACCCCCGGCCCCUCCAGCUGGCAUCACCCGCUCCAAAUCCAAGCACGAACUGAAGCUGCUGGAGAAGAUUCCUGAGAAUGCUGAGGCCACAGUGGUCCUUGUUGGCUGCGUGGAGUUUCUCUCCCGUCCCACGAUGGCCUUCGUGCGACUUCGGGAGGCAGUGGAGUUGGACGCAGUGCUAGAGGUGCCAGUGCCUGUGCGCUUCCUCUUUCUGCUGCUGGGCCCAAGCAGUGCCAAUAUGGACUACCAUGAGAUUGGCCGCUCUAUCUCCACGCUCAUGUCCGACAAGCAAUUUCAUGAGGCCGCUUAUCUGGCGGACGAGCGGGAGGACCUGCUGACAGCCAUCAAUGCCUUCCUGGACUGCAGUGUGGUGCUGCCACCGUCUGAGGUGCAGGGCGAGGAGCUACUGCGCUCUGUGGCCCAUUUCCAGCGCCAGAUGCUCAAGAAGCGGGAAGAGCAGGGCCGUCUGCUGCCCACGGGGGCCGGGCUAGAGCCCAAGUCUUCCCAGGAUAAGGCGCUCCUGCAGAUGAUAGAGGCAGCCGACACUGUGGAGGAAGAUGACCCCCUAAGGCGGACAGGCCGACCCUUCGGGGGGCUGAUCCGAGACGUGCGGCGCCGCUACCCCCACUACCUAAGUGACUUCCGGGAUGCGCUGGACCCUCAGUGCUUGGCUGCCGUUAUCUUCAUCUACUUUGCUGCCUUGUCCCCUGCCAUUACCUUUGGAGGCCUGCUGGGAGAGAAGACACAGGAUCUCAUUGGGGUGUCAGAGCUGAUCAUGUCCACAGCACUGCAGGGCAUCAUCUUCUGUCUGCUGGGUGCCCAGCCACUGCUGGUGAUCGGCUUCUCAGGGCCCCUGCUGGUCUUUGAGGAAGCCUUCUUCUCGUUCUGCACUAGCAACAACUUGGAGUACCUGGUGGGACGCGUGUGGAUCGGUUUCUGGCUGGUCCUCCUGGCCCUGCUCAUGGUGGCGCUAGAGGGCAGCUUCCUGGUGCGCUUCGUGUCUCGCUUCACCCAAGAGAUCUUUGCCUUCCUCAUCUCCCUCAUCUUCAUCUAUGAGACCUUCUACAAGCUGGUGAAGAUCUUCCAGGAACACCCCCUCCAUGACUGCUCAGUAGGCAACAGCUCCAAGGAGGAUACGGACCACAACUCUACCUGGGCCAGGAUGGAAAUGGUGAUGGGCCUGGCAAAUGCAAGCUUGCCCACACAGCCUGGGCAGACACCACCCCAGGGCCAACCCAACACAGCCCUGCUGUCACUGGUGCUCAUGGCUGGCACAUUCUUCAUUGCCUUCUUCCUGCGCAAGUUCAAGAACAGCCGCUUCUUCCCGGGCCGAGUGCGGAGGGUGAUUGGCGACUUUGGGGUGCCUAUUGCAAUCCUCAUCAUGGUGCUCGUGGAUUACAGUAUUAAGGACACCUACACCCAGAAACUGAGCGUGCCCAGUGGCUUCUCAGUGACAGCCCCUGAGAAACGGGGCUGGUUUAUCAACCCCCUCGGGGAGAAGGAUGCAUUCCCUGUGUGGAUGAUGGUGGCCAGCCUGCUGCCUGCCAUCUUGGUCUUCAUCCUCAUCUUCAUGGAGACUCAGAUAACCACCCUCAUCAUCUCCAAGAAGGAGCGCAUGCUGCAGAAGGGCUCCGGCUUCCAUCUGGACCUGCUGCUCAUUGUGGCCAUGGGGGGCAUAUGUGCCCUCUUUGGCUUGCCCUGGUUGGCAGCAGCCACAGUCCGCUCCGUCACUCAUGCCAAUGCACUUACUGUCAUGAGCAAGGCCGUGGCACCUGGAGACAAGCCCAAGAUCCAGGAGGUCAAGGAGCAGCGGGUGACAGGGCUGCUGGUGGCUGUGCUUGUGGGCCUCUCCAUCGUGAUUGGGGACCUGCUGCGCCAGAUCCCCUUGGCUGUGCUCUUUGGCAUCUUCCUAUACAUGGGCGUCACAUCUCUGAAUGGGAUUCAGCUCUACGAACGGCUACACCUCAUGCUCAUGCCAGCCAAGCACCACCCAGACGUUACCUAUGUCAAGAAGGUUCGGACCCUGCGGAUGCACCUGUUCACAGCACUGCAGCUGCUCUGCCUGACCCUACUCUGGGCCGUCAUGUCCACGGCCGCCUCCCUUGCCUUCCCCUUCAUCCUCAUCCUCACAGUGCCACUGCGCAUGGUGGUCCUCACCCGCAUCUUCACCGAGCGAGAGAUGAAAUGUCUGGACGCCAAUGAGGCGGAGCCGGUAUUCGAUGAGCGGGAGGGAGUGGACGAGUACAAUGAGAUGCCCAUGCCCGUGUAGCCACUGCCUGGAGAGACAGCCACAAGAUGGACAGAUGGGGACCAGGGGCUGGGGGGUACCCCAUCCCCCAUACCUCCAUGUUUUUAUUUAAAUGAAUAAUUUAACGGCCCCUUCCCUGCUCCCCACAGUAAAGUGCUUUAGCCACCA
Messenger RNA from Suncus etruscus (white-toothed pygmy shrew), 4082 nucleotides. It is a transcript of the gene SLC4A2, whose product is annotated as solute carrier family 4 member 2. Gene Ontology annotation, molecular function: solute:inorganic anion antiporter activity; monoatomic anion transmembrane transporter activity. The record is from RefSeq and is a predicted model, not a curated record. Gene Ontology annotation, cellular component: apical plasma membrane; basolateral plasma membrane; plasma membrane. The transcript has 23 exons. Bases 201 to 3935 code for a protein of 1244 amino acids. Gene Ontology annotation, biological process: regulation of intracellular pH; monoatomic anion transport; bicarbonate transport. Lineage: Eukaryota; Metazoa; Chordata; Mammalia; Eulipotyphla; Soricidae.